Molecule: messenger RNA, 2970 nt
Organism: Carcharodon carcharias (great white shark)
Lineage: Eukaryota; Metazoa; Chordata; Chondrichthyes; Lamniformes; Lamnidae
Gene: kif5ab
Product: kinesin family member 5A, b
Exons: 27
Coding region: 1-2970 (989 amino acids)
Biological process (GO): microtubule-based movement
Molecular function (GO): microtubule binding; ATP binding; microtubule motor activity
Source: RefSeq, a predicted model, not a curated record
AUGACAGAGCAACUGAACGAGUGUAACAUCAAAGUGAUGUGCAGAUUCCGGCCUCUGAAUCACUCGGAAACCUUGAGAGGAGACAAGUUCAUUCCCAGGUUCCGGGAAGAUGAUACAGUGGUCAUUGCGGGUAAGUCGUAUGUUUUUGACCGCGUCUUCCCCACCAACACCACGCAGGACCAGGUCUACAAUUCCUGCGCCAAGCAGAUCGUCCGAGAUGUCUUGGGCGGUUACAAUGGCACCAUCUUCGCCUACGGACAGACAUCUUCGGGGAAGACCCACACCAUGGAGGGCUUGCUGCACGACACCCACCUGAUGGGGAUCAUCCCUCGGAUUGCGCACGACAUCUUUGACCACAUUUAUUCCAUGGACGAGAACCUGGAGUUCCACAUCAAGGUGUCCUACUUUGAAAUUUACAUGGAUAAGAUCCGUGACUUGUUGGACGUUGCAAAGACCAGCCUUUCUGUACAUGAGGACAAGAACCGGGUGCCCUUUGUGAAGGGCUGCACAGAGCGUUUCGUUUCCAGCCCGGAGGAGGUGAUGGACGUCAUCGACGAGGGGAAAUGCAAUCGCCAUGUCGCAGUCACAAAUAUGAAUGAACACAGCUCCCGGAGUCACAGCAUCUUCCUCAUCAACAUCAAGCAGGAGAAUAUGGAGACCGAGCAGAAACUGAGUGGGAAACUCUACCUCGUGGACCUGGCCGGCAGUGAGAAGGUCAGCAAGACCGGAGCGGAGGGGGCGGUGCUGGACGAAGCCAAGAACAUCAACAAGUCUCUGUCGGCGCUGGGCAAUGUCAUAUCGGCCCUGGCGGAGGGAACGAAAACGCAUGUACCCUAUCGGGAUAGCAAGAUGACACGGAUUCUUCAAGACUCUCUGGGAGGCAACUGCAGAACCACCAUCAUCAUCUGCUGCUCUCCAUCAAAUUUCAACGAUGCAGAGACAAAGUCAACGCUAAUGUUUGGCCAAAGGGCCAAGACAAUCAGGAACACAGCCUCCGUCAACCUGGAACUGACAGCGGAGGAGUGGAAGAAGAAAUACGAGAAGGAGAAAGAGAAGAACAAGACUCAUAAGGAGACCAUUCGUCGCCUGGAGACCGAGCUCAACAGGUGGCGGAACGGGGAGAACGUGCCGGAAAGCGAGCAGCUGCCCGAGAAGGAGGAGCCGUGUGAGGUGACCCCGGUGGCCGACAACUCGUCCAUAGUCAUUCACAUCUCGGAAGAGGAGAGGCAGAAGUACGAGGAAGAAAUCCGGAAGCUCUACAAAUACCUGGACGACAAGGAUGAUGACAUCAACCUGCACAGCCAGAUUGUGGAGAAGCUGAAGUGUCAGAUGCUGGAUCAGGACGAGACAACACUGAUAACACUGGAAGCCGAGCUCCACCAUGCUCAAGAGCUCAGUAACCACCAAAAGAAGAGGGUUGCUGAGGUGCUGAAUACCCUGCUCAAGGACCUGAGUGACUUCAAUAAUAUCGUUGGAAAUGCAGAGUGGAAAGUGCCCGUGGAGUUCAGUGGUGCUCUCGAAGAGGAGUUCACAGUGGCUCGGCUCUACAUCAGCAAGAUGAAGUCGGAGGUGAAGACCCUGAUGAAGCGAUGCCGUCAGCUGGAGGACACGCAGAGCGAGUGCAACAGGAAGAUGGAGGAGAACUGCCGGGAGCUGUCCUCCUGCCAGCUCCUCAUCUCACAGCAUGAAGCUAAAAUCAGGUCCCUGACAGAGUGCAUGCACAACCUGGAGCUGAGAAAGCGGCAGCUGGAGGAAGCCUACGAUGCACUGAGUGAAGAGAUGGCCCAACUUCAGGCACAAGAGACAGUGAAUGGAGCAGCCAGCAAGGAGGUCGAUCAGGUGAACGUACCACAUGAAAAUGAAGAAGUGAAGAAAGCCCUGGAACAACAGAUGGAGAACCAUCGCGAUAACCACCAGAAGCAGCUGGCUCGACUGCGCGAUGAGAUUGAGGAGAAACAGAAGACCAUCGAUGAACUGAAGGACUUGAACCAGAAGCUGAACCUGGAGUUGGAGAGGCUGCGUGCCGACUACGCCAAGUUGAAAAGUGAGCAGCGGGAAAAAAGCAAGAAGCUCCAGGAGCUUACAUUUCUCAAUGACAAACACGAGCAAUCCAAGCAGGAUCUUAAAGGUCUUGAGGAGACUGUCGCGCGAGAACUCCAAACUCUUCACAACCUACGUAAACUUUUUGUUCAAGACCUCACCACACGAGUCAGAAAAAGUACAGAGCUGGAACCGGACGAUAGCGGAGGGAGCGUCUCUCAGAAGCAGAAAAUCUCGUUUCUUGAGAACAACCUGGACCAACUUACUAAAGUUCACAAACAGCUGGUUCGUGACAAUGCAGAUCUUCGCUGUGAGCUUCCAAAGCUGGAGAAGCGACUUCGGGCUACGGCUGAGAGAGUCAAGGCGCUGGAGGGUGCACUGAAGGAGGCCAAGGAAGGGGCCAUGAAGGACCGCAGGCGCUACCAGCUGGAGGUCGACCGCAUCAAGGAGGUCGUGCGCUCCAAGAACAUGCCAAGGCGAUCGCACUCCGCCCAGAUCGCCAAGCCUGUCCGUCCGGGCCAGCAACCUUCCUCCUCCCCGGUCAGCACCCAUGGCAGCCGCCACUCAGACUCCUGCGCCUACAGCAACACCCUGUUCCAGUCCUGCCACCCGACAAUGUACAUGUCCGGCCUGUCGGAGCGUUCCAGAGACAAAUACUCUCUGACUGGAAGUUGCUCCAGCGGAACGAUGUCCCCCGGAGAUAGCUUCAGUCUGUACCCAAGACAGAUCGUGGACAACGAAGCGAGUCGCACUGCAGUUGUGAAGCCAAGGAAAAGUCAAAACUCUACGUCUUCCAGCAGGAGACAGCAGCCAGCUAAUGGCCAGGCUUCGAGUGCAGAUCCCGGGAUGGACGCUUCGAGACAGCGGCUGACUCUGCUCCUGAACCCAUUGUCUGAGUUCUCCAGCUCCCACUGCUCCCUGUUACUUUGA